AUUAAUGUACUCAAAAUUAUCCCUUUCACAUUUCAAAAUGCUCUCUGUUCAGUCCAACAACACCCACUACGAAUUGUGCUACAGGGAAACAAUGUCCAGAGACACCCUAAAGAUUCAUUUUUUUUUCUUUAAGGAUCACCCCAUCUCCAGAACUACUGAAGAUUCUUCAAGAGAGUCUAUGGACACUAACUUUCUCCCACAUCAUUCCAUAUCAGUUGAGUCUAAAGGUAUACUAGACUCUGAUUCUUCCUCAGACAUCAGCCCAUAAGUGAUCUCUUUUUCCUUUUCCCCCAUGGGCAUCCCUAGUGAAGCCACAACAACAGGGUGGGAACCUAACACUAGGAGACAUCCUCAAACUAAUCUAGGCAACUCCUUUCACAAAAGGAUCUCUCCCUCAGGGUAAUGCAUCAGCCCAACAUUUACUGUCUUCAUCUGACUCAGUGUCUGUUAGCAAAGUUCCCAUUUCCAUGACAACACAUACAGUUGAUUCUGACAUCACAAAGAAGGCCCCUAUAAAAGGAAUCAACUCAACUCAUUUGAGCUACCUUACACUAAGGUCCCCUUUACCUUUACCUGAUCCUUAACCUUUACAUUAUCCUUUACCUUUACCUGAUCCUUAACCUUUACCUUAUCCUUUACCUUUACCUUUACCUCAUCCUUUACCUCUUUUCACCACUUCUACUACACCAUGGGUUCGCGGUGUAGUACUUUGCUGACAAAAAGAAAAGUGACAGAAUUCAACAGAAGGCUGCCUUCUGGAACAAAAAAUGUUGACACCUCUUUGUCUUAUGGUAGUACCAUCGCCCCAUCAGAUGACUACUUGGUGUUCACGACUGCCUACAACACUUCAGGUUAUAAACAUCAAAUGAGCUUCCCUUGCUUCACAAACAAAUCAUGGAGCUCUUGCUACAAGACCUUCACACUCAGCUUCACUAUUACCAACAUGUUUUACACAACAAAGAUGAGUCAAAAGGAUUCCAGAACAUUCAAGACUGCUGAGCAUAUCCUGCAAGUCCUGCUCAAGGUAUUGUUUCGAAGGAGCAGGCUUGGAUCUCAGUAUUAUGGAUGCAGUGGGAUCUCACUGAGGUCUCUGAAGAACAACAUAGCAACUGCAGUGAAUGUACUUUGCAUUUUUAAGAAGGACUCCUCCAAGCCUGUAGUGAACAAAAAGAAGGUUUACUGGGAGCUGACUGAACAGCUCUACAGAAGAAAUCUAAAACACCUGGUUAUAGAGAAUGAUAGCCUCUUUGUGAAUGGGUAUCACUAUAAGCUGCCAGGAAUCAGAUCCACAAAGAUGCCUGUCACCCUUAUACCAGACCAUGGAGCAUCAGAAGACAUUGAAUCACUGACUAGUGGUCUCUUGAUUCGUGAAUCCACUCUAUGUGCUAUAGGGCUCAGUGCAGAAAGCAAGGGCAGGAUAAGGACCAGAGCUGGAAAAGUAAAGACCACUACAACUUGUAGCCCUGCAGUAAGAACACACUCUGUUCUGGCAACAAUAACAACCCCAACCACUCCCUCUGGUACUUCGUUUUUGGAAAGAAUCACUGUGCCUGCUUCCUCUGCCUUGCCAGAGACAAUGGUAGCACCAGCUGCCUGGUCUGGAGUGAUCAGCCCAUCUAAAACUGUGUUCGUUGCUGAAAUAUCUACCCCACCUGUGGCUGGGACAGGAGGAGGGAACUCCAUAGGUGUUCCUUCAAACCCUGCUAUCCAUGACACCACAGCAUCAACCACAACCUUCCCCUUGACCAAUGUGCUCCCAGCAGGGUCUACAAGCACUUCAGCCACAAGUCUUUCCAGUGUCAGUAGAGAAGAUCCAAAGCCAAUGACCUCUCUGGACACAGUGAAUUCAGAGACCACAGCAAUGACUACUGCAAAGAAAGGGCUGGCCCUGACUGACUCCACAGCCACAAUGGACAACAGCAGAGGAUCUGAGACUGUGGUUCUGUCCACAAGUGAUUUGCCUACCACCUCAGCCUCCCCUCUCAUUAUCACAAAUAAAGUAUCCACCGGGACCACCAUGACAACUAUUGCAGACACUGCAGGGAGCUCCUACUCCAAGACAUUCACCCUCAACUUUACCAUCACCAACCUGUUUUACACAACAAAGAUGGGCCACAGAGACUCCGGAACAUUUAAAGCUGCUGAGAAUGUCAUCAAAGUACUGCUCAAGUCUGUGUUUGCAAUGACCAACCUUGGCUCUCACUAUUCUGGAUGCAGUGUGAUCUUGCUGAGGCCUCUGAAGAAUGGGACAGCAACAGGAGUGGAUGUUCUGUGUACUUGUCAGGAAGAUUCCUCCAACCCUGUUCUGGACAAAGAGAAGGUUUACUGGGAGCUUAGUGAACAAAUAUAUAGAAGAAAUCUAAGACACCUGCUUAUAGAGAGAGACAGCCUCUUUGUGGAUGGGUAUAAUCAUAAGAUACCAGGCAUCAGAUCCACAAACAGUUCUAGUGCAGAAAGCAAGGGCAGGAUAAUGACCACAGCUGGAGAACCAGAGACCAUAAUGACUACAACUUCCAGCCCUGCAGUAAGAACACACUCUGUUCUGGCAACAACAGUCUCAACCACUGCCUCUGAUAUUGACUUGGAAAAAAUCACUGUGCCUGCUUCCUCUGCCUUGCCAGAGACCAUGGUAGCACCAGCUGCCUGGUCUGGAGUGGAGAUGAGCCCAUCUGAAACUAUGUUCAUUGCAGAGGGCUCAACCCUACCUGGGACUGGGACAGAAGGAGGGAACUCCAUAGGUGUCCCUUCACACCCUGCUACCCAUGACACCACAGCAUCGACCACAACCUUCCCCUGGACCAAUGUGCUCCCAGCAGGGUCUACAAGCACUUCAGCCACAAGUCUUUCCAGUGUCAGUAGAGAAGAUCCAAAGCCAAUGACCUCUCUGGACACAUCUGCUUCAGAGACCACAGCCAUGGCUACUGCAAUGGAAGAGCCAGCCCUGACUGAAUCCACAGUCACAAUGAACAUCAGCAGAGGAGCUGAGGCUGUGGUUCUGUCCACAAGUGAUUUGCCCACCAGCUCAGCUGUCCCACUCAUUCCCACAGAUAAAGUAUCUACCAGGACCACCAUGACCACUAUUGCAGACACUGGUCUGGAUGCUGUUAACCAGCCUGAGCUGUCUGAAAUACAAAGUCCACUAAUCGUCACUGAAUUCUCCCAGAAGAGUGAUGCAGGAUUCCCAUUGUCUUCUACUGCAACUGAGGCAACUGGAGCAAUGACCAUAACAUCUUCCACUCUCCUCUCAGGAUUGGGGGAGAGCCAGUCUUCCAUAGGCAGCAUUUCAGGAACAGAGGCCAUCGGAGACUCUCCCACCCUGUUCUCCUCUUUAGAAAGCACCAGUCCUGAGUAUGAGUUGAGCACUGAAGAAGCACUGUCUACUCUGCCAACAGAAAAAUUACUCGAAAUGGUCUCCAGAUCACUUACUAUUAUUUCCAAGAUGCCUUCUAAUGUCACUGCUUCAGCAUCAAGGACAAAUCUCCAAGGGUUGGAAAAUCAACGCAUGUCUACCCUGGAGGCCAAUGAUGACCUAGCAGUAGGCACUGGCCCUGGUGUGGCCUUUACCUCUCCAAUAUCAAAGGGCACAGCUUUUAACAAUAUGGAUAUAGAUGUGGAAACUGCGUCAAAAUUAGCUCCAUGGUCAGCCAGCUCCUCAUCACAAGUAGAAGCCAGUUCUCCAGAUCUGGUUGUCACCACAGGAGAUGAACCCUCACUAGGAAUAGAACCUCACAAUCCCAUUCAUGAAUCUCUGAGUCCAAGGUCAGGAUUCUUUCCUGCCUUAAGUACCUCCAAGACCUGGACAAGCACAGCUUCCCUUGAGGCUGCUACUUCAUUGGAGGACCCAGGGCCAGCCGGCCUGAAUCCAGAGCCUGAGAGAAACCCACAGGCAACACCAACUCCAGCUAUCACCCUGCCUCCAGCCAGCACACAGGAAGUUUGUACAACAGCAUCUCCCAGUCCUCCUGACACAACCACAGAGGGCAGCAGUGUCCAGGCAGGGACAGCCUCUAUUUCUGAUCAAGUGCCUUCCACUUCAGGCCUCUUCCCAAGUGGUGAUGCUGUUGUGGUGCCAGUCACACGUGCCCAAAGUCUUAGAGCACCAAGAUGCACAGUAGCACCGAUAAGCAGCCCCCUGACCCCUGUUUUUAUUCCCACAGGGAAUGAGAUUGCUGUAGGGCCCAUCACUUAUAUCCCAGACCAUGGAGUGCCAGGAGACAUGACAUCAGUGACCAGUGGCCUCCUGACCUAUGAAUCCACCCUAGGUGCCAUGGCCAUAAGUGCCACAGAAACCACACCAGAUCCAGACUUGUCAAUGAGACAUACCACACUAGAGCCAGGCUCAGAUGCCCUACCUUCCACUGCUCCCAGCAUUAUUCCAACACCAUCUGGAGAAGACACAAAUACCCCAUUGUUGCCUAUAGAAGGACCAGCAGAAGAUAAAACAGAGUCCAGCACCUUCUCAGCGAAUUCAGACACCCCUGCAAUAAGCCAGAGGGAGCACAUAUUCUUCACAGGUCCUGGAGUAACUUUUCAACCUGACAUGACCUCUACUUCUCUGCUCAAUUUAAGUGAAGGGACUAGUUACUCCAGAACUAUCCCCUCACCCUCUUUAGGGAGUAGAAAAAGCACUGCCAUUAUUGGAGUCUGGACAAGCCCAGCUGAACCUCUCACUCCGGAGCCUAAGAAGCCCACCUCUGCUGAGGGUUCAUUCUCUGUUGGACCAGUGACUGAAUUUAGCAGCAGAGAAAGUGGACAUUUACAGAAUAGCUUGGCCCCCAGCAUCACCCCAGAAUGGGAGACCAGUAGACCCGGCACCACUACAGAGUCAGAUAUCAGCACACUCAUCCCUGGCAAUUUUCAUCCUUCUGGGGGCACUGCUGACCUCAUGUCAAGCCCUGUGGAAGGCUCCAGUCCAAAGCCAGCUGUCUAUACCUCUCCACCACACACCACAGGUACUACAGGGACAAGGCUGGGAGGAGAGACAGACUCAUACUUGGUGUUGACUACACCAGCACCUGCUGUCUCUAUCAGCAGCAUCUCUGGGGCUCUCCUUGGUACAAGAACAGUGGUUCCAUGGUCUUCAAAUUCAGCUGAAGCUACAGAUCUUACCAUGAAUCGCCUUGAUCCUAUAUCCAUGUUGCCAUCCAAAUUCUCUACUUCAUCUCCUGUAACAUUUUCAGGGGUUACUUACAAGGAUGAAGACAAGAGCUCCAAUGUUCCUGGGACUGACAGCAUAAGUGUCAUCUUCAGCAGCAAGGUCACAGACAGAGUUUCUCUCCAUCCUGAGAUCACUCCUAACCAAAAUCUACUGGGCACAAUGGAAGAGAGCACAGGUGCUUUGCUGACCCCUUCUUUGCCUGGACCUCCUGGGUCUUCAGCUGCUACUAUGGGAGGUGUAUUGAACAUGUCAGGUACCACUCCUGGCUCAACUCCACAGGUGACUUUAGCUUAUGAAAUCUUAACUAGAGACUUAGAGAAGACCUCAGACUUCCCACUGGCCACAGAAAUUACAGCUAAGACUGUCCCAGCCAAGAUGAUGGGUGAUACCUCCAUGGCUUCCAUGAGCCCAGAUUCUCAAGUGAGUUCAGCAUUGCAUCUUACCACCACAAGUAGGCCCGUGACUCUCCCUGGACAAAGCAUAGUCCUUCUUUCAUCAACCAUAGCUGAAGCUGGGGCUCUCACCCUCACUGGGACAGAUAGCACUCCUACAUGGCAAAGCACACACUCUUCAACUACUAUAACCUCAUCUAAGGUUACCCCCAUGACCAAGAACAUGAGACCAGCUCCCCCUAGGACUGACUCCAUGAGUCUAAUUUCCAGCACAAAAAUCAUAGACGUUCCCUUUCCCUUUACAUAUGGGGAAACUGAGGCCCCGAGAAUUUAAGUGGCAUGCCCUAUGACACAAAAGUAGAAAGAAUCACAGGUGAGAUUUGAACUCAGGAUUUCUUCUUCCAGAGUCAUUGUUCUUUCCACUCUAUUAUGCUAUUCUCCAGGGUCAAGAAGAGAGUUUAGCCCUAGCACCUCACUUUGAAUGGCUAAGCCUCUUUCCACUUUGGGAAAGGUUUUUAUAUGAACUCUCCAAGAGCAAAGAAUGUGUUUUUAAAUUUUUAUUUACUUCCUUAGUAUUUAGGACAGGGCUGGACACUUAAUAAACACUUAAUCAAUGGCAACUAAUUGAUUGCUUUGAUCUAGUGAGUAGAUUGGUGAGAUCCCAGUUUAUUAGAAAAAUUUGUCUUCAAAAUCUAUCUUUUACACCUACCAACUGCUUGCCUAUGGAAAAGGGAAGGGGAAUGGAAUAAGCAUUUAUGUAACAUCUACUAUGUGCCAGGCACUGUGACUAAGCAUUUUUUAUAGAAAUAGUAUCUCCUUUGAUCCACAUAACAACUCUAAGAAUUUGGUGGUAUAGUUAGCCCCAUUUUUCAGAUGAGGAAACAGGCAAGCAAUGACUGAUUGACUUUCCCAGGGGCAUAGAGCUAAUGAGUUCUUAGGUUAAAUUUGAACUCGGGUCUUCCUGACUCUAGACUCAGCACUCUCUCUACUAUACCAGCUAGUUAAUUCUAUGGUCAGAGCCACAGAGGUCCUGGUGUCAAGAGUCAGUAAUGAAGAUAGAUCCAAAGGCAAUGAACUUGGGGAAGGUGAAUGAGGCAAAUAUGGGCAAAUCAUUUUAUCUCUAUCAGCCUUGACUUGCAAAAGAGGAAAAGAAUGGCUCUAGGACCUUCCCUUUAAGGUGUGUUUCCACAACCUUCUCUCUCAUUUUGGCUUAAUAAUUCACUUGGACCUUUGGUGAUUACUUGCACUUGGCCCACCGUUUUAGUAUCAAAUCCCAGGCAUUUACCUCCAAGUCUUGUCUUUUCUGAGGCAUUGUUCUUCAACCAGGCAUGUUUCUUGGUCACUAGUUUAUGCAUUGGUUCCUACAUACUAGCUCUGUGGUUUCAGUGACCUGGUCCUAUGAUGCUAUGGCCUCUGAGUGUUUCCAAAGGCUACUGUAGCCAUGAGAUCCUGGAAUUGGUCAUAGGUCAGAACUGGAAAACUGGACCUCUCUGAUGUCAUUGUCUCCACAUGACUCCUGGCAGCCCAUCAAACUCUGGUGAAUAAGGUCAAGUUUGGAACUCUAAGUGGGAUAGAGAUGAAGAUGAGGAGACAAAUGCCUCUGGAUGAUCUUAGGUGAGGAUUGGAGGCAGACCAUCAAGCCAUUUUCUGGACAAGAAAAUUCAAGGAAGGGAAGUAUGUCCCAUUUACUAAAAAAUCCCUAAAGCAUCCUUUUAUUCAGUUGUGACUGAAUAUUCCUCUCUUAAUUUACUUAUUGCUCUUGUUUAUAAGCCUUGUUCAGACAUCUAUUUCCAAUAGAAAAUUGCCUAUGCUGUUAGAGAAGCUGUCAUUCAGCAUUGCUGAGAAAUAAGCCACAUCUGAUUAGCAUGUUGCUUAAUAGUCUCCGAUGCCUUUUAUCUUUUAAAAUUUAAUGUUAUUUAAAAAAUAAUUUUAUUCAAAGAUAUUAUAUUUUCCCAAUUAAAUCUAGUAACAAUUUUCAAUAUAUGUUUUUUGAAAUUAUAAUGUCCAAAUUGUCUUCCAUCUUCCCUUCUCUCCCCCUCUUGGAGAGAUUGUAAGUAAUUUGAAAUGGAUUAUACAUGUAUUAUCAUGUAAAACAUACUUCCACAUUGGUCAUUUUUAUAAGAGAAUACUCAUAUAAAACCAGAGCUACAUAAACUGUACAUAAGCUAAUGUGAAAGGGAGUAUGCUUUGAUCUGCAACUGACUCCCACAUUUCUUUCUCUAGAGGGGUAAAACAUCCUUUGUCAACAGUCUUUCAAACCUGUCCCAGAUUGCUGCCUUUCUGAGAGUAGUUUUCUUUCACAGUUGAUCAUCUUAGAAUAUUGCUGUUCCUGUGUACAAUAUUCUCCCUGUGCUGCUGAUUUCACUCUGCAUCAGUUCAUGAAGAUCUUCCCUGCUUUUUCUGAAAUUAUCCUGCUUAUCACUUCUUAUAGCACAAUAAUACUCCAUCACCAGCACAUACCCCCAUUCAGUCACUCCACAAUUGAUUCCCUCAAUUUCCAAUUCUUUGCCACCACACAAAGGGCUGCUAUAAAUAUUUUUGACAAGUAGAUCCUUUCCCCAUUUUAAUUAUCUCUUUGGGAUAUAGAUCUAGUAGUGGUAUUACAGGAUGAAAGACUAUGGACAAUUUUAUUAGCUCUUUGGCCAUAGUUCCAAAUUGCCCUCCAGAAUGGUUGGCUCAGAUCAUAAACUCCACCAACAAUGAAUGCAUAGUGUCUCAAUUUUGCCAUAUUAAUAUCUAAAAUUUAUCACUUUCCUUUACUGUCACAUGGACCAAUUUGAUAGGUAUGAGAUGGUACCCCUGGGUUUUUUUUUUUAACUCGCAUUUCUGAAAUCCAGAUUAAUUUAGAACAUUUUUUCCAAAUGAUUAUUGAUAGCUUUUGAUUUCCUCACCAGAAAUUUGUUUUUUCACAUCCUUUGACCAUUUGCCAAAUUGGAGAAUUGUUUGUUUUCUUAUAAAUUUGAGAAAUGAGACUUUAAUCACAGAAACUUGUUAUAAAAAAAAUUUCCCCAGUUUGUUGUUUCCCCUUACUCUUGGUUACGUUGGUUUUGUUUAUACAAAAGCUUUUUAAUUCAAUUCCAAAUUAUUCAUUUUAUAUCUUAAAAUUCUCUCUGUUUCUUGUUUGAUCUUGUAAUGGUUAUUGUUUGCCUACUAAUUGUUGAUCUGAAGGGAGCUGUUACAGAUAGAUGGAUGAGUGAGGAAAGGUAGGAGCCAAGGUGGAAUGACUCCUGUUAUACUCUCUCACUCUCUUCUCCUUGUCUAUGAUAGCAGAGGAAUAUCUCUGGGAAAUGGUGAUCCUGGGUGAUGUGCCAGUGUAAGUAAGUUAGGGGCAGGUUUCCCCUACUGAGUGAUAGGAGGGUUGCCUCAGAAUUAAUAGGCAGAGUGUUUUAGAAUUGUAAGCCUCUCCUCAGUUCAUGGCUCAGUGGGAAUUCCUGACCAGCACUUUGCAAUGGCUGAUCACUAACCUCAGAGAAUUAGCUUCCUCAAAUUUCCUUGAAUAAAUCCCUUUCUUCCAAUCUGAUUGUGGUUUGAAUUGGUUUAAUAAACACAAGAUAUCUGGAAGCAGGCAGUUUGGGUUGAGGUUAGUGGUGUCCCUUUAUCUAAAGCCUACGAGGUCCUUCUUUCUGGAUACCUUGGGCAAACCAGAAAUUCACCUCCCCUUCCUAGUGUCUUUUUAAGAUAAACUAGAAUAUUUGGGGAUUAAGGCAAGAUAAGGCAGGUGGUGCUAUUAGACUGGGGGGCUGUUGAGUCUGAGGCCCCUAUAGGUCUGAUGGGAUCUGAAUCUCUCUUCAGCUGUCAGGCACUUAUAAAUCUUUUCUUGAGUAGUCCCAAGGCUGAAACUCCUGGAUAUCUUUCAGCUGGCUCUUGGCUGAUCUCCAGCAAGGCAAGAAUACCUCUUGAGAUCAAGCCUCAAAAAGACCCUUCUUUCCCUGGCAUUCUUCCCCAUCCCUCUUCUACUCCCAUGCUCCCCUGCUUCCAAUGGUCUUUGCCCAUCAAUCAUGUUUUCUUCAACUUUCCAUGUCUCAUCUUUUGCAUGCUACUCUUACAGUCUUAAAUUCUUCCCUUCUCCAUAGAUCUGGAAGAUAAACUAUUCUAUGUUUCCCUAAUUUAGCUCUGGGAUCACUCAUUAUAUCUAAAUCAUAUAUGCAUUUUGAUCUUAUCUUAGUAUAGGGUGGGAGAUACUUAGAUCAAUACCUAGUUCCUGCCAUGAACUUUAACUUUUAAAAAAAUAACAUUUUUUAGUUCUGGGUAGAAAAUUGUUUUCAUUUUUUCAAAUUAAUUUUGUUUUAAAAAUAUUUUCCCUGUUUACAUAUUUCAUUUUCUUUCCCCACCCCCUUCCUUCCCCAUCCCAGAUCCAAUAAGCACUUUCACUGGGAUAUAUAGAUGUUAUCACUGAUACCACUUCCAUAUUAUUCAUUUUUGCAAUAAAGUAAUCUUUUAAAAUACAAACCCCCAAUCAUGUAUCUACAUAAAAAAUGAUUGGUUGUUUUUCUUCUGUGUUUCUACUCCCACAGUUCUUUCACUUGAUGUGAAGAGCAUUGGGAUUGUCUUGUAUUAACAAAGUCCAUUACAUUGAAUUGUUUCACAAUGUUUCACUUUCUGUGUAUAAUGUUCUCUUGGUUCUGCUCAUUUCACUCUGCAUCAGUUCCUGGAGUUCUUCCAUUUGAAAUAGAAAUCCUCCAGUUCAUCAUUCCUUACAACACAGUGUAGUAUUCUUCUGAGAGCCAACAGGCCACAAAGUCUUAACAGAGUCAUGCAUGGUAGCUGAGGAGACCACAGAGUGGUCCUUGGCGAAAUGUGAUUGCCCACUCUAUCCCCUUUGCAUAACCUCUCUCAUCAAUGUCCCUUACCUAUGGAAUUGACAUGAUUAUUAUUCCCCCUAGUCUCAAAAGAAAUAAUACAAGAGCAAAACACAUGUACCCUUAUUCCCCAAAUCUUCGCCAAAGAUCAGACACUUAAACCCACUCCCAAAAAGACUAUCAUGGGUUAACUUUUACUUUGGCACAUAAUUCUCAGUAAAACCGCAGCUACAAGCCAAGUACAAAACUUUCUCAUUCUAAUGGAGCCAGCACACAAAUCAAUCAUAGCGGCCCAUGCAAUAAGUACAAGUACAUCAAGCUUCAAUAUGCCUCAGUGACUCAAUUACACAAAUCAGUAACUCAGGAACACCCUAGUAAACCCUGAGAAAUGGCCAGUCUAAUAUUUAAUUUGAAUUGUGUUCCCCAUACCCCUCAACCUCAAUGAUAUGAUUGUUGAAUUAUCUUUUAAGAACUGUUGAUUAAUUAAUUCCAUUUUAUUAAAAGCAAUAAGUAAUUUUCCUUGAUUGUUUAUUAGCUCAAAACCUCUCACAGGGUAAUGGGAAAAUUAAGCCACCUGUGACAAAAUUAUUUAUCUUGUGUGCAACCUUUAUUCUGUCUGUAAUCACAAUACAAGAAUAUAAAAUGUUAAUCAAAUGAUUUGUUAAAACUUAGUGUUUCACUUUUCAAAUUAUCUCUCUUUUAACAUAUGUGUUAGGUAAUAUAUUUGAUUGCCGAGAAAAUGGGUAUAAAAAUAAAAACCAAGCCUGAGCAUGGUGGAGGAGCUAUCAGAUGCAAAGCAGUCCCAAGGCCUUAAUGAUUGAGCUGUUUUCGAUUUGUUAUUUAUUUUGACUGAUCAUUCACCACCGGUUGGGAAACCCUGAAGUUGUGACUGAGGCUGGACCCACACCCACAGCAGUAAUACAUUACCAUCAUAAACCACAAUUUGUCCAGCCAUUUCCCAAUUGAGGGACAUACCAUCACCCUCCCCAUUUUCCAAUUAUUUGCCACAACAAAGAGCACAACUAUGAAUACUUCUGAACAAAUAUUUCUCAUUAUUAUCUGUAGGAUACAAUUCUAGUAGUGGAAUUACUGGAUCACAGGGUAUGAAUUUUUUAAAGCUCUUUGGGCAUAGUUCCAAAUUGCCAUCCAUAAUAAUGGCUGGAUCAAUUUACAACUCUACCAGCAGUACAUUAAAGUCCCAAUUUUGCCACAUCCCCUCCAACAUUUAUUAUUUUCCUUUACUGUCAUAUUGACCAAUCUGUUAGGUGUGAUGUGUGUUCAGUAUUGUUUUGAUUUUAAUUUCUCUAAUUAUGAGGGAUUUCAAACACUUUUUUCAUGUAUUUAUUGAUAGCUUUGAUUUCUUUAUCUGAAAUCUAUUUGUGUCCCUUGACCAUUUGUCAAUUGGCCCAUUUGUCAAUUUUUUACAAUUGACUUAGCUCCUCAUAAAUUUAAGAAAUUAGACCUUCGUCAGAGAAUUUUGUUAUAAUAUGCCCCCAAAAUUUAAAACUUCCUUUCUAAAUUUGGUUAAAUUGGUUUUAUUUGUGCAAAAUCUUUUUAAUUUAAAGUAAUCAAAAUUAUUCAUUAUAUAUUUUGAGUUAGGGGUCGAGGCCAAAGUCAAAGCCAGAGCAGGAGUAGGAGAAGGACUAAGAGCAAACCAUAUAGACAGAAGCAACCAAGGGCAGCAAUGAGGAUUGAGGAACAUGGGUUCAAGCAGAUGGGCGGAAGAAAUGGCUUAUCUCUUCUCAGCCAAGAGUCCUAGCCUAAGUUCUGCAAACUAGUAGUAGCCAGUUGGGAGGGCAACUUCCAAAAAAACAGGAAAAAGAAAAAAAACACAAAAAAACCCAACAAACUUGCAGGAGCAGGGCAGCAGCUCAGGUAGAGAGAUUGGAGUUCUCUUAGAGUUCAAGAUAGGGGUGGGGUGGCAAAAAGCCUUGGCAAGAAAAACAUGGCUUUAAAGAAAUUCAUCUAGAAUAUCUUUUAAAAUACUGAGAGUUUUUUCUCAUUUCUCCUGCUUGCCAUGAAUUUUAAGAUUAAAUUUAAAUCUCAAUAAUAAAAAUAUUAUAUUUCAGGAGUUUUAUUAAAGAUCAUUAGAAAUAAAGGAAUGAAGGGGAUACAAAAUAAAGACCACAUGCCCAUGGCUGAUUAGUUGAUUUAAAAUCUCUACAUGUAGUUUACCACCACCACUAUUCUGGCUGCAAGCCCAACAUAGAGACCCAAGAGGACUUCCCACUCGCUAAUAUCCUCUACAGAAAGUACAUGACAACAGGAAGUCAGUGGGCUCCCGGGAAAUGUAGUUUUGAUUGUAAGUCUUAUUAGGUCUUAUUUCUGAUCAUGGCUUUUAAAUAGCCCAGUAAUUCUUAGAUUAUCUCUUCUGGAUAUAUUUUCCAGGUUUGUUGUUUUUCCAAUAAAACAUUUCACAUUUUUCAUUCUUUUGAUUUUGAUUUUUUUUUAUGUCUCAGGGAGUCAUUAGCUUCCUCUUGCCCAAUUCCAAUUUUUAUGGUAUGAUUUUCUUGAGUGAGCUUUUGUACUUCAUUUCCCAUUUGACCAGUUCUAUUUUCUAAAAAGUUCUGAACCUCAGCAAGUUUUUGUACCAUUUUUUUAUAAGGCAAAUUCUGCCUUUCAAUAAGUUUUUAUAUUCAUUGUAUUUUGUAUAUCUUGUUCCAGUUGGUCAAUUAUGGUUUUUAAAAGUUCAUCUCUUCAUUGCAUUGCAUGCCUCUUUUACCAAUUGGUCUAUUCUUGCUUUAAUAUCAAUUUCUAAAACCAUAAAAAAUAUUGAUUUCUUCAGUAUAUUUUGUCUUUUUUACCAAGCCAUUGACUCUUUUUUCAUGAUUUUCCUCUAUCACUCUCAUUUCAUUCCCCAGUUUUUCUUCCACUUCAUUUAUUUGAUUUUUAAAAUCAUUUUUGAGCUCCCAGAUGAAUUAUUUUGGGCCUUAAGAACAAUAACUAGUUUUUAUUGGAAGUUUGUAUGCCACAGCAUUGGUGUUCUGAGUUUGUGUUAUGGUUUUCUCUUAUCACAAAAAUAACUUUCUAUGUUGAUUUUCUUUUUUUGUUUUUUUUUUUGUUCUUUGCCUUUUAAUUUAAAAAAAAAACUGUUAAAAUUGGGAUAUGGACUUGUGAUGAAUAGAGCCCUCUUCAGGUUCUAUAUGCAUCUGCCUUCAGAGCUAACUCCCAGGAUCUAUCUGCUUUCAGUUCUUUAUAGGUGGUAUAAUGUAAGCAACAUAUUUAAUACUCUCCUAACUUUGCUCUAGUUUCUGAGUAACCCUAUGCAUUCUUUCCCCCUUUAGACCUGUGACCCAAGCUCCCUUGCUCCACUGUAGUUAUAAGCACUGGUAUCUGCUAGCACUCAUCCUCACCCUGAGAUCUUACCCACAGACUGAGAACUGUUUCUGUAUAAGAGCAGAGUAACAAGAGUCUUGUACCUGCAGCCUGCAUAGGGAACAUUGUAAUUUUUUUCUGAGAAAUUGUCUGACCUUGUCUAUAUAGUCAAAUCCUCCAGAGACCUUUGCUGCUACUUCAGUGGUGCCCAAGGUUUUUUGCCUUUAUGGGUCCUGCCCUGGUGCAAUUUGUUCUACCUUUACCUCCACUACACUGUUUUUCAUCUGUCCUGAUGGUCUUCCAAGUUGUUCGUGCUGGAAACUUACUUUAGUUUAUCUUUUUGUGUGUUGCACUGCGUCAGAAUUCAUUCUACAGCAUUAUGUCAGUUUUGUGAAGGGUCAUUUGAUAGAGAUCACAUGCGGAUGUGUACCUUCUCCACCACCUUGGCUCCACCCUCAGCUUUUACUCUUACCAAUUUGAAUUGUUGGAAACUGAAAAGGAGACCCUUUUCAGAAGAAUUGGAAGCAAAGGUUCACCUCAUUACCUCAUUCCUUCUAAUUUUACCUACAUUGGUUUUGUUUGGGAGGAGUGAUUUUUUCACUUCAUCUUAACAGCAUAGUAAAUUUUAUCUUGCUAUCUAUCCUCUAUCCCUCAUGUGAUCAUGAAAUGUCUACCAGUCGAUGAAUUUGAAAGUUAAAAUUUUCCUCAUUACUCUUAGUUUUUUUUUAUCAUUUCACCCUUUAUAUCUAACUAAUUUGAAGUUCAUUUUGCUAAGUCAUGCAAGAUGCUGGUUCAUCCCUAGUUUUUGCCAGAUUAAUUUUUAGAUUUCUUUGCAAUUUUUUUUUAAAAUAAUGAGUUCUAACCUUUGAAGGUGGACAAACCUCUUCAUUUUACACGUGAGGAAACUAAGGCCCAAAGAUAGGACGUGGGAGGGGAAGGAUUUGAAGUCAGGUUUUCUGACUCCAAAUCCACAAGUUUUUAUAGUGCCAGAGUAAUGAUAAUGAUAAUGAUUAUAACAAUCAACAUUUCAAUCGAACUUGAAGGUUAACGAAGCAUUUUAUUUCAUUCAUGUAACAUUUCUGAGGCUCAGACAUGGGACUCUCUUUCUCUCCU
Molecule: messenger RNA, 14777 nt
Organism: Monodelphis domestica (gray short-tailed opossum)
Lineage: Eukaryota; Metazoa; Chordata; Mammalia; Didelphimorphia; Didelphidae
Source: RefSeq, a predicted model, not a curated record